Carassius gibelio (silver crucian carp) is the source of this 5706-nucleotide messenger RNA. Its product is annotated as NACHT, LRR and PYD domains-containing protein 12-like. The coding region runs from base 200 to 3814 and encodes 1204 amino acids. NCBI's taxonomy places the organism in Eukaryota, Metazoa, Chordata, Actinopteri, Cypriniformes, Cyprinidae. Gene Ontology annotation, molecular function: protein binding. The record is from RefSeq and is a predicted model, not a curated record. The transcript has 15 exons.
GCACAAAUAAAAAGUGAAAGUAAAAGUACAUUUGAAAUUUCGCCAUUUUAAACAGCCAGAAUCUAUUCUAUACAGAAUUUUAUACGGAUUCUAAAUGUGUUUCGUAGGAAGCUUUAUCAAAGAUAAGCCAAGAAAUUACGCGUAGAAGCCGGUGGAGUUUGUGAAUGAGUCAGUGCUGGACAUCAGAUUCUGUUUCAUCAUGGAUGACACACAAACAUCCACAGAUGAAGAUUUGUCUCCAGGAUGCAGUUCAGUUGACCAGGAGAGAUCAGAAGCAGAGUCCAGCUGUGUGUCUCUGAGGAGUGAUGCGUCUAUGGAUCAGCCAAAGAAUUUUAAGAGGGGAUAUACACAGAAUGAUCUCUGUUCCGUUCAUCAGAAGAGAUCAAAGUCCAGCUGUGUGUCUAUGAGGAGUGAGACAUCUAUGGAUCAAACAUUAGAAUAUAAGAGUGAAGAUACAAAGACUGAUCCCAGCUAUGAAGUCCUGAACAAGUUUAGAUCAAAUUUGAAGCAGAAGUUUGAGCAUCUGUUAGAGGGAACAGGGAUGCAGGGAAACCCAACACUCCUGAAUGAGAUCUACACAGAGCUCUACAUCACAGAGAGUGAGAGUGGAGAGAUCAGUAAUGAGCAUGAGGUGAGACAGAUCGAGACACAAUCCAGGAGAGCAGCAACAGAGGACACAGCCAUCAAAUGCAGUGACAUCUUUAGACCUUUACCUGGACAAGACAAAGCCAUCAGAACUGUGCUGACAAAGGGAGUCGCUGGCAUUGGAAAAACAGUCUCUGUGCAGAAGUUCAUCCUUGACUGGGCUGAAGGGAAAGAGAAUCAGGACGUCCAGCUCAUAUUUCCACUUCCUUUCAGAGAAAUCAAUAUGAUGAAGAACAAAUCACUCAGUCUUUCAGAUCUUCUUCAUGUCUUCUUCCCUGAAACUAAAGAAAUGGAAAUAUCCAGUGAUGAAUAUAAAGUGUUGUUCAUCUUUGAUGGUCUGGAUGAGUGUCGUCUGUCUCUGGACUUUAAGAGUAAAGUGAAACUUUGUAAUAUAUCUGAAUCAGCCUCAGUGGACGAGCUGCUGAUGAACCUUAUUGAGGGGAAUCUGCUUCCCUCUGCUCUCAUCUGGAUCACCUCCAGACCAGCAGCAGCUGAUCUCGUCCCCUCUAGGUGUAUACAUCGAGUUACAGAGGUACGAGGCUUCAAUGAGCCACAGAAGGAGGAAUACUUCAGGAAGAGAAUCAGUGAUCAGAGUCUGGCCGACAGGAUCAUCUCACACCUGAAGUCAUCAAGGAGCCUUUACAUCAUGUGCCACAUCCCAGUGUUCUGCUGGAUCUCAGCCGCUGUUCUGGAGAAGAUGUUGAGUCGAGCAGAGAGUGGAGAGAUUCCCAAGACUCUAACUCUAAUGUACACACGCUUCCUGAUCCUUCAGACCAACAUCAAACAUGAGAAGGACUAUGAGAAGAAGGUGACAGAUGAAGACAUGAUCCUCAAACUGGGGAAAGUGGCUUUUGAGCAGCUUGUGAAAGGAAACCUGAUCUUCUACGCGGAAGACCUGAGAGAGUGUGGCAUUGAUGUGAGAGAAGCAUCAGUGUACUCAGGAUUGUGCACUCAGAUCUUUAGAGAGGAGUUGGGCUUGUAUCAGGGGAAAGUCUUCAGCUUUGUUCAUCUGAGCAUUCAGGAACAUCUAGCAGCUCUAUAUGCACACCUAUCCUGUACAAACUACAACAAAAAUGUGUUGAAGCCAAUCACCAAACAGUCUAAAGUAAAAGACUCAAUUCGACUUUCAUUAUCUGUGCUGCAUCAGAAAGCUGUGAAUGAGGCUCUAAAGAGUAAAAAUGGACAUCUGGAUCUUUUCCUGCGGUUCCUUCUGGGUUUGUCAGUGGAGUCUCAUCAGAUUCUUCUACAAGGAGUAAUGACACAGACAAGAAGCAGAUCUGACAGCAAUGAGAAAACAGUUGAGUACAUCAAGAUAAGGAUCAAGUUCAUUAACUCUCCAGAGAAAUCCAUAAAUCUGUUCCACUGUCUGAAUGAACUGGGUGAUCAUUCACUAGUGCAGGAAAUACAACAGUAUCUGAGAUCUGGAACAAUAAAGGAAGCCAAACUCUCUUCAUCUCAGUGGUCAGCUGUAGGUUUUGUAUUGUUGACAUCAGAGGAAAAGCUGGACGUGUUUGAUAUUAAAGAAUUUGUAGGAGAAAACAAUAAAGCUGAAAAACUGAAUGUUCUUCAGAAGCUGCUGCCUGUGAUUAAAGUUCAUUUGAAUGAUUGUGGCAUCACAGAUAAAGAUUGUGCUGCUCUGACUCCAGUUCUGAGAUCAAACCCUUCACAGAUGAGAAAUCUGGAUCUGUCUAAUAAAGCAAUCAGAGAUUCAGGAGUGAAGCUUCUCUCUGUUGUACUGGAGGAUCCUCGAUGUAAACUGGAGACACUGAGGUUGAGAUGUUGUGGUGUCACAGAUGAAGGUUGUGCUGCUCUGUGUUCAGCUCUGAGAUCAAACCCCUCACACCUGAGAGAACUGAAUCUGUCUAAGAAUAAACUAGAAGACUCUGGAGUCACACUGCUGUCUGCUGUACUGGAGGAUCCUCUCUGUAAACUGGAGAAACUGUGGUUGAAAUGUUGUGGUGUCACAGAUGAAGGUUGUGCUGCUCUGUGUUCAGCUCUGAGAUCAAACCCCUCACACCUGAGAGAACUGGAUCUGACUCUGAAUGAACUAGAAGACUCUGGAGUCACACUGCUGUCUGCUGUACUGGAGGAUCCUCGCUGUAAACUGGAGAAACUGGAGUUGAGUGAUUGUGGUGUCACAGAUGAAGGUUGUGCUGCUCUGUGUUCAGCUCUGAGAUCAAACCCCUCACACCUGAGAGAACUGGAUCUGUCUGUGAAUAAUCUAGAAGACUCUGGAGUCACACUGCUGUCUGCUGGACUGGAGGAUCCUCACUGUAAACUGGAGAAACUGGAGUUGAAAUGUUGUGGUGUCACAGAUGAAGGUUGUGCUGCUCUGUGUUCAGCUCUGAGAUCAAACCCCUCACACCUGAGAGAACUGGAUCUGACUCUGAAUGAACUAGAAGACUCUGGAGUCACACUGCUGUCUGCUGUACUGGAGGAUCCUCGCUGUAAACUGCAGAUACUGUGGUUGAGAUGUUGUGGUGUCACAGAUGAAGGUUGUGCUGCUCUGUGUUCAGCUCUGAGAUCAAACCCCUCACACCUGAGAGAACUGGAUCUGUCUGUGAAUAAUCUAGAAGACUCUGGAGUCACACUGCUGUCUGCUGGACUGGAGGAUCCUCACUGUAAACUGGAGACACUGUUGUUGAGAUGUUGUGGUGUCACAGAUGAAGGUUGUGCUGCUCUGUCUUCAGCUCUGAGAUCAAACCCCUCACACCUGAGAGAACUGUAUCUGUCUAAUAAUAAUCUAGAAGACUCUGGAGUCACACUGCUGUCUGCUGUACUGGAGGAUCCUCACUGUAAACUGAAGAAACUGUGGUUGAUGGGUUGUGGUGUCACAGAUGAAGGUUGUGCUGCUCUGUGUUCAGCUCUGAGAUCAAACCCCUCACACCUGAGAGAACUGGAUCUGUCUGUGAAUGAACUAGAAGACUCUGGAGUCACACUGCUGUCUGCUGUACUGGAGGAUCCUCGCUGUAAACUGAAGAAACUGGAGUUGAGUAAUUGUGGUGUCACAGAUGAAGGUUGUGCUGCUCUGUCUUCAGCUCUGAGAUCAAACCCCUCACACCUGAGAUACCUGAAUCUGUCUGUGAAUGAACUAGAAGACUCUGAUGUGAAGUUGCUCUCUGAUCUGAGGGAUGAUCCGCUUCAUAAACUGAAGACAUUAGACUAUUGACUCUCAGUAUUGAGACAUCAGCCCCAGACAGCAACAUAGUGUUGGCCCAGAUCCGGCCCACAUCUGGCCCGCAUGAAAUCCAUGUGGACACACAGAUUCAGAGACACAUGGAUCACAGAGACCGAAGACACAGAGACACACGGCAUCAUUAAAUCAUUACUGUAAUGAUUUCAGUGUAAAAUAAUUAUUAUUCACAUAUUUUUGCUAUGAUGAUUAUUAGAAUUUCCACUUAAAUCUUCACUUUUUGUAUUAAUUUUUUUUUUGCUUCUUCCUCCUGCACACAGUCAUUUACUAACGGCUGUGUUGACACAUAAUUACUUAUUUUAUGGAGAGGUUAUGACUUUCAGUGUGAUUUUACAAUCUGACAAAGUUCUUAAAUGUUUUAAAAAGUCUGUUUUUCUAAUGAUCAACAAUUCAGUGUCUCUGAAUAAUGUUCCUCAUUCACCAUCAUUAACAACGAGUGAGAUUUUGAUAAGAUGAUAAAUUUACAACAAAAUGAUACACAAUUUACUGAGAAAUAAUACAUUUACAAAACAACGCAUUAGGAAUGGAGUGUGAUGGAUUUUAAUAUAAAGGACAUUAAGAAAAUAGAUCAUGUUUAUACACUACCGAAAACCAAGGAAAAUCAAUGUUUCUCAGGCAUAAUUUAAUAUAGAUCAUCAUAAUUGUGUAUUGUGACAUUCAAAACUAGAAACGUAUUGCUUGUACAUUUCCUCUUUCUAUUAAGACAUUUAUAAUUGACUAAAAAUUUAAUAAUUUAACUCUGUGUAUUAGAUCUAAUACAAGCUCUAACAUUUGGUAAAAUAUUGAAAAAAAAAGCUGUAAUGAGUAUUAGAAUAAUUAUUUUUAUUUCAGGAUUUUGUUUAAAUUCAUAAAUACAAAACAAAGGACUGAAAAUGUGAGCUUCAUUUCAUUUAAUAGAACAAACCUUUAGUUUCUUCUCACAAAACUAGUUUACUUUCACUUUCCUUUAGGACAAACUCUUGACCUAUAUAUUAAAUGGUAAAAUGCUCCAGAGUAAAAUUAUACUGUCUGAAAGUUUGACCGGAGUUAACAAAGAAUGAACAUAUUUCAGUAUUUUUACACAGCAACAACAGAAGAAAGUGAACUGUGAAAUUCUUAGAAAUAAGACAUGCUUCUAUGUUACAAUUCCUGGUUAUUAAUUAUCCAAACCACCAUGAACAAAUUCUACAGCAAAGAACAUCAAAUAUUUUCUCUAAUACAAACAUACAAUGUUUGUAACAAUGUACUGUGUUCACAAACAACAAAUACUCAAGACGACUUCUGUCUGGUUUGUUCUGGGACGUCACCUGAGAAAUCACAUCAUACGUGUCACUAUAAAGAAUUACUGUCCAUUGUGUUAUUAUUAGGGAUGCACCGAUACCGCUUUUCCAGUACUCGCCCGAUACUUAUAUUUCUGGUACUUGCUGAUACAGAGUACAGAUACCAAUAUUUUUAUUGCAUUUGUAAAUUUUUGUAAUAUUGGGCUGAGAAACCAAAAGAGUAUGUAUAAUGUUAGCUGGUUAACUUCAUUUAUUAAACAGUCAAACCAAAAUUUAUUCAAAACACACUUUUAACAUUACACAUUAUCACAGUUUAAUCUCUAUAGUUUAGAAGAUGGUAAUAAAAUAUGACAAGAACUCAAGAGUUAAACUGUGUAAGAACAAAUGAAUCUUGAUAUUGUAAGAUAACUUUGAUAGAAAGGUAUGUAAUGAAUUACAAUCAACCAAAAUAAAUAUUCAGACGGCUGUUAGUAUGACAAUAUUUACACAUCUAUAAAUUUUUAGUCAGGCAAACCUUAGCCUUAAUAAAUGCCUGUUGUCUCCUGGGCAUGCUGUCAUCCAGGUCCAUGCAGACGUGGUCUAAAAAAUAAUAAAAAAUAUACAAAAUUA